Molecule: messenger RNA, 1679 nt
Organism: Phodopus roborovskii (desert hamster)
Lineage: Eukaryota; Metazoa; Chordata; Mammalia; Rodentia; Cricetidae
Gene: Ergic2
Product: ERGIC and golgi 2
Exons: 14
Coding region: 126-1259 (377 amino acids)
Biological process (GO): endoplasmic reticulum to Golgi vesicle-mediated transport; retrograde vesicle-mediated transport, Golgi to endoplasmic reticulum
Cellular component (GO): membrane; endoplasmic reticulum; COPII-coated ER to Golgi transport vesicle
Source: RefSeq, a predicted model, not a curated record
GUUCUCGCGAUAACUGCCGAGGACGCCGGGCUCGGGGCGCCCGCGGCUUGCGUUGAAAGAUGGCGGGCGGCUGGGACCGCAGCACUAGCAUGACUAUAUGAAGGGCGAGGAAGGUUUUUCUGAAGAUGAGGCGACUGAAUCGGAAAAAAACGUUAAGUUUGGUGAAAGAGUUAGAUGCCUUUCCCAAGAUCCCUGACAGCUAUGUGGAGACGUCAGCCAGUGGGGGUACAGUUUCUCUAAUAGCAUUUACCACUAUGGCUUUAUUAACAAUAAUGGAAUUCUCAGUGUAUCAAGAUACCUGGAUGAAGUAUGAAUAUGAAGUAGACAAGGAUUUUUCUAGCAAGUUGAGAAUCAACAUAGACAUUACCGUUGCCAUGAAGUGUCAGUAUGUUGGAGCAGAUGUCCUGGAUUUAGCAGAGACCAUGGUGGCAUCUGCAGAUGGUCUGUCGUAUGAGCCCGCAGUAUUUGACCUUUCACCCCAGCAGAGAGAGUGGCAGAGGAUGCUGCAGCUGAUUCAGAGUAGGCUUCAAGAAGAGCAUUCCCUUCAAGAUGUGAUAUUCAAAAGUGCUUUUAAAAGUGCUUCAACGGCACUGCCACCAAGGGAAGAUGAUUCGUCACUGACUCCAGAUGCGUGCAGAAUCCACGGUCAUCUAUAUGUCAAUAAAGUAGCAGGGAAUUUUCACAUAACUGUGGGCAAGGCAAUCCCACAUCCUCGAGGGCAUGCACAUUUGGCAGCACUUGUCAACCAUGAUUCUUACAACUUUUCUCAUAGAAUAGACCAUUUAUCUUUUGGAGAGCUUGUUCCGGGAAUCAUUAACCCUCUGGAUGGAACUGAAAAGAUUGCUGUGGAUCACAACCAGAUGUUCCAAUAUUUCAUUACAGUUGUGCCAACAAAGCUACACACAUACAAGAUUUCAGCGGACACUCACCAAUUCUCUGUGACAGAAAGGGAGCGCAUCAUUAACCAUGCUGCAGGCAGCCAUGGAAUCUCUGGAAUAUUUAUGAAAUAUGACCUCAGUUCUCUCAUGGUGACGGUCACUGAGGAACACAUGCCUUUCUGGCAGUUUUUUGUAAGACUCUGUGGUAUUAUUGGAGGAAUCUUUUCAACAACAGGCAUGUUACAUGGAAUUGGAAAAUUUAUAGUGGAAAUAAUUUGCUGUCGUUUCAGACUUGGAUCCUACAAGCCCGUCCAUUCUGUCCCCUUUGAAGAUGGCCACACAGACAACCACUUACCUCUUUUAGAAAAUAAUACACAUUAGCACCUCUUGGGUGGAGAAAAACUUUUUGCCUGAAACAAAUUUUUUUCUAAUAAUAAAAUGUGCAAUAUAUUCAAAGAAAAGAAAAUAUGAGAACCUGGAAACAUACUUAUUUAAAAAAAAGGAAAAAAAAAAAAAAGGAAAAAAAAGCCAAGGGGAAAAACAAACUGAAGCUGUCCUGUAUGUGUUGUGUCUGUUACAAAUGUUCUAGAAGAAAUUAUGCAGCUAACGGGAAAGGCAGCCCAGCCGGAGUGCCAGGUGAAGACAGCGCCUCUGAGAUUCUCUCCCAGCAAACGGACAGCUUGGAGAGCACAGCCUAGAGGAUGGAAGGGAAACCACUUUUAAAGAAAAGGGCAUUGAUAAUGCAAACGUGCGUGCGUCCUUUUGUUUUUAAAAGAUGUCAGAAUAAAAUGUGUAAAACAU